Molecule: messenger RNA, 3019 nt
Organism: Perca fluviatilis (European perch)
Lineage: Eukaryota; Metazoa; Chordata; Actinopteri; Perciformes; Percidae
Gene: pianp
Product: PILR alpha associated neural protein
Exons: 5
Coding region: 815-1480 (221 amino acids)
Biological process (GO): regulation of immune response
Cellular component (GO): membrane
Source: RefSeq, a predicted model, not a curated record
UCGUCAAAUUCAUUUCUUUUCCUUUGCCUCCAUUUAAUUGAACCAGUUUCUUAAAAAAAACAACACAUAAUUAGCAUUUAAAUCUCUUUCCUACAGUCUCCUGCCCUCCCUACAUCGCUCUCUCUCCCCUCUCUUACUCUAGCAGACUCUACAUGUCUCAGUCGCUAAGGCAACCAAUGCUUUUUUUCUCACUUGCUCUCUGUAUCUCCCCCUUUCUCUCUCAUUCCCUCUCUCCACUGCCAGAGGUAGGCAUGAUAACUGAUAUGUGUCGGAGUGUGUGUGUGUUUGUGUCCGUCUCCCGGUGUGCUUGUGUGUCUCUAAGUGACAUUUCUGUGGCAUUUAGGCAGCAGUUGUGGAAAGGAAGUUACCUCUCUUUGCUCCAAGUGCCAUAUAGAGUAUUGGCUCAAUGCAUGAUGCUUCUAAUGAUGAUUAAUGUGCUGUGCUCAGGUGUGUGCACUGUAAAUGUGUGAGAGAACAGAACAGACAAUGAGUAUGUACUUCUGGGUGUUUUUGAAUGCAGAUGUGGAUACUGUAUAAAUGUGGCGCAUAAUUGAGCGUUAAAUUUAAAAGCCCAGGGGAGUCUGUGUGUGUAUGUUUUUUUUUAUUUUAAUUUUUUUAUAAAGAUGACCGUUUCUGUUUUCUGCCAAUACUCUUCCUGGUGUCUAGUUAACAUGGUUUUAUCCGGCAACAUAAAAGAAGAAAAAAGCUGGACCCUCCCCCUUUCUCUCCCUCUCUAUCCCUCUCUUGCCCCUCUGUCCUGUCUUACAGAGAGAGAUGAUCGGAGGAGCGGAGUCUCAGUGAACAGAGCGAAGCGAUGGAGAGAUGCUCCAUCUCUCCUGUCACACGACUGACUGCCCUCCGCUGCCUUGUCUGCCUUCUCCUGGUUGCUCUGGUCACACAGCCUUCCACCUGUAACCGAGACGACAGUGAGGUCGAGGAGCAGGUGGACGCCCGGUCUGUCCAGCUGUCCGUUACAGCCCAGGUCACACCCACCCCUCUGUGGGCGGUAGUCUGGGGUCCCACACAGCCUCUGGAGGAUGAGACUUACCAUUUCCUUUCCAGCCAGGAAACUGACCCCCUGCACCAGCAUGGUAACCAGCAGGAGGCCAGCACCGCCAAGUCAGACUGGCCUGCAAGCAUGCAACCCCGGGAGGACGUGCCGCUGGAGUCUAAGAACCAGGAGGGAGUCGAGGAUGGAGGCACGGAGGCGGAGGAGACGGAGCCUGAGGAAGUGGACCCUCAGUUCUACGUCACAGUGACCAUCUCCUCGCUGCUCAUCCUGACGGCAGUCGUAAUUACAGCCAAACUCUGUUACGAUCACAGCUGUUCCCAGCAUCCACCCCCGCUUUCCCGUGGCGUGGCCCCCCCACUCUCCCUCGCUCUCCCUCGUUCCCUUGCUUCAGAGGACAGCCGGCAGACGUUGCACAGCACCUCCGCCUCCUUCACCGACAGGGAGAGGAUCCCAGUCGUGAACCUCUGAGGUGACUAUUUUUCCAUAUGGUAAACAUUUCUACGGGGCCUGAGGAGGAACAUCAACACGACCAGAGGCUGUGCCUGCAGCGCCGUUUUAUUUUCUCUGAAACUGUGAAGUGAAUCCAGGGGUCCCAGGUAUCCAACCAUAACAAAACUCCUUGGCUUCCCUUAGGUCUAAAAAACCCAAACACAUCUCCCUGCUGCUCCCUCCUUCCUUUCUUCCUCUGUGCUUGGUAUAAAUUUCUUUUAUGCGGUUCCGCGUCUCUGUAACCUGCUCCCUGUUUUCCAUCCCCUGUAUGGCCCCAAGCUCUGCCAAGCCAACCAACUGCUCUGCGCUCCGACCCGCCAUGACUAAUUCACAAACAAGCAGUUUAACAGAUCUGCAACAUCCCAUUACCCCUGAAAUGCCCUACCUGUGCUUCCACAGCUGUUUCCAGUGAUUCAGCUGCACAUAUGAAGCUGUUCAGUAUUCAUUCUAAUCUAGCAGACGGUUCUUUCAUUACAUGACACUCAAAUUCAGUUCAAUUUAGCUGGCUUUUAUCUGGUUUGUAAAUGGUUAAAAGCCAUUCUCAGCAUCUCCCAACACUGAACGGGGUAUUUCACAAAGCUGUUUGGCACAGCUGUAGCCAACAGGCAAUGUGUUUAACAUGUCACGCUCCAAAAACUGCUGUUUAUUCCCUGCUUUGGGCGCCGUAAAUGCAAAUAGUGUGGCUUUUUCCUCUGCGGUGUGUAGAGGAGUCUGUUUUGUUUCAGUUUUUCCUCAUGAUUUGUUUUCUUAAUUAUCUGGCUGACGUUCACCUCUUUGUCGAGUCUUUGUGAGCACCCUCUGUUCCUGCUGGACUGUGUUAGAGGUGUGUUAAGCAUAGAGUAUUUCCAGUGGUGGAGAUAAAAUAUUCAGAGCGGGAAUGGAUAGAAGAGGCAUUCCUGUAGAAAUCAAUGAUUCCCAAAGGUUUUGGAUGGUGAACAACAAAGACAGAUUUAUGUCAUCAUGGAAAUUAGCAUCUCUGAACUGUACGCGUGAUCAAAGGACUGAUGAUACCACGACAAGUUUUUUUUUUUUACCUGACAGUAUCCCAAUCCCGGAAAACAAAACGGCAUCAUUUUCCUCAUAUCAUGUUUCAAGUCACUGUAUAUCAACUGUCUUGGGAGCACUAAAGGAAAGUAGGACAUCAAGGAGCAUCAUUUCUGUCUCUCCAAUGAAUCUGCAUGUGUACAGUAAGAAAACCUGUGAGACUAGCUUCAAAUCUAUUAUUUAUAAAUGUCUAUUUUAUCUAUCAGUGAGUGAUGUCUUAUAGAAUCUUUCAGAGCCAAAUGUCAGUUUGUGUUUGGCAACUUUUCUAAGCAGCUUUGAGACAUGAAAUACCCCCCCCCUCCACACACACACACACAUACAUUUACAUCACAGACAGACAUAGUGCUGGUGGCAUCAUGCGUGGCUCUUGCUAUCCUCCAGAUAUCCAGUCUUGUGAUUUUUAGUAGCAUUCCUGUAGAAAUGUGGUCUUUCUGUACCAUGGAAGUUCAAUAAAGACUCAACACUGGCGUUUUA